Molecule: messenger RNA, 5294 nt
Organism: Myripristis murdjan (pinecone soldierfish)
Lineage: Eukaryota; Metazoa; Chordata; Actinopteri; Holocentriformes; Holocentridae
Gene: tnfrsf21
Product: tumor necrosis factor receptor superfamily, member 21
Exons: 6
Coding region: 323-2437 (704 amino acids)
Biological process (GO): neuron apoptotic process; negative regulation of T cell proliferation; negative regulation of myelination
Cellular component (GO): plasma membrane
Molecular function (GO): protein binding
Source: RefSeq, a predicted model, not a curated record
CCGGGCGAGGCGGCGAUCCCACUCUGGCUCUCAUCCAUCAUCGCUAUGGGAAUUAUUACCCCGUUCUUUAUGAACCAAGCCCUCAUCCCGUACUAUUUGAAACCGGUCCACCUGGAGACACAGACUAUAAAACACUGCAGCAGUUGAGACUGUCGUUGCAUUACAAAGCCAGCUCAGCUCUCCUCAGAUAGCAUGGUAGUGCCGGAGUCCUGGGCUGAUGCGAGGAUGAUGAGCCACCUUUAGAGAUGAGAAGUGGUGUUUCUCUCCUAAACAACUUGGACAAGGACAUUUGCUCGACGCUCAUUUGACUCUGUAUUUCUUGAUGGGGAAAAUGCCUGUCUUGUGUGUGUCAGCGGUGCUCUUGUGCACAGUGGUGGUUGACAUCUCAGCCCGGGCUUUGAGCACCAUCAGCCCAGCUGAGCAGCCCCUCCUCUCUCCUCGCCACUAUCAGCACACCGACCCUGAUUCGGGCACCCAGCUGGUCUGUGACAAGUGCCCGGCGGGCACUUACGUGUCCCUCCACUGCUCUCCGACAGCCGUGAGGGAGUGCAGCCCCUGCCCUGAGGGUACCUUCACACGGGGCGAGAACGGGGUGCAGCAGUGUCACCGCUGUCGGGUGCCGUGUCCCACAGGUUUGAUUGAGAAGGUGCCCUGCACAGCCACCCAGGACCGUGUGUGCGCCUGCCCUCCUGACAGCUUUGCUUUAGGGGAAAGCGGCGUCCAAUGCAAGCCGUACUCGCUGUGCCCGCCGGGGACCAGGGUGAAGCGGCGGGGCAGCGACAGGGAGGACGUGCUCUGCAAACCAUGCACGAAGGGGACAUUCUCAGAUGUGGAGUCAAGCUCAAUGAAGUGCCAAACCCACACAGACUGCCAAGCCCAGGGGCUGGUGCUGCUCACAGCAGGCACCAGAGAGACAGAUAAUGUCUGCGGACCCCCAUCUAUGCACCCAUCGUCCUCGUCCUCCUCUUCAUCCAUUACCACCACCACCCCACUGGGGCCUGCACAGUUUGUACCCAUGUCUUCUUUGUCAUCCUUGUCAUCAUCGCAGGCUGUAUCCACACAUGAAGGAUCCAGCAGCCAGUCGGCAGCCAUCCGACAAAGGGAAAACCUCGGGGGGGAGGACCACCAUGUAGACAGCGUACUCCUAAGCCAGGACGCCACUCCCACCCUAUCGGAAACCCAGAACUUUGAUCGGGACCCCCCAAGGACUCCACCGCCCUCACUUGGCAAGCACCCGCUGGAUCGUGAUCCCCAGCGGGGCCACCCAAGGCCUGACCCCAUGCCAUCCCCCAACAAGAGGGCCAUGCAGGGACUGGAGGGUGCUGAGGCGGUAGGGGCUGGGGUGGGAAUCAGCAAGGGGAGCGGAGGAGGCGGGGCCCUCUCCAGCUACUACAGGCCCACUCGGAGGGGGUCCCCGCGGCCGAGCACCCACAGGCACUUUGACAUCAACGAGCACCUCCCGUGGAUGAUCGUGCUCCUGCUCCUGCUGGUGCUGGUGGUGAUCGUGGUGUGCAGCGUGAAGCGGAGCUCUCGGGUGCUGAAGAAGGGCCCCAGGCAAGACCCCAGCAGCAUCAUGGAGAAGGCGAUUCAGAAGAAGCCGCUGGCACCCCCAACCCAGGUCAAAGAGAAGUGGAUAUACUAUUCCAACGGACAGGGCGUGGAUAUCCUGAAGCUGGUGUCGGCUCAGGUGGGCAGCCAGUGGAUCGACAUUUAUCAGUCUCUAGCCAACGCCACCGAGCGCGAGGUGGCCGCCUUCUCCAAUGGCUAUGCAUCGGACCACGAGCGGGCCUACGCUGCACUCCAGCACUGGACCAUCCGGGACAGCGACGCCAACCUGGCCAAGCUGAUCAACGCCUUGCACCGGCAGCGCCGCAUCGACGUGGUGGAGAAGAUCCGCUAUGUCAUGGAGGACAAUCCACAGUUUGACAUUAACCAGCUGAUGACCUCAGUGAAUGUAAGUCAAAGCCUCAGCCCCGUGCACAAGCCGCCGGAGUCUCCCGGCAGUGGCACUGGCAGCAGUAGUGGCAGUGGCGGCGGCGGCAGCACCGGCAGUGUUGUGGGCGGGGCCGGCGGCACAGCGGUGGAACAGUCACCGGUGGACCGAACCAAGGGUUUCUUCCCCGACGAAUCAGAACCCCUGCUCCGCUGCGACUCCACCUCCAGCAAAGACUCCGCCCUCAGCAGGACCGGCUCAUUCAUUACCAAAGAGAAGAAAGACACCGUGCUUCGGCAAGUGCGUCUGGACCCGUGCGACUUGCAGCCCAUCUUCGACGACAUGCUGCACAUCCUGAACCCCGAAGAGCUGCACGUCAUCGAGGAGAUCCCGGCCGCAGAGGACAAGCUGGACCGGCUGUUUGAGAUCGCGGGAGUGAAGAGUCAGGAGGCCAGCCAGACGCUGCUGGACUCCGUCUACAGCCACCUCCCCGACCUGCUAUAGCCGAGGAAGCAGGGUGGUGGAGAACCAGCUGGGUUAUUGGCACGGGAAUCAAAACAGAAUUUCAAAGUGGAAAGGAAGAGUCAGUUCUGGUGUUCAAGGAUCUAGGAGUGAUUUAGUUGCAGGUGAAUUUUUGGUUCUUGAAUCGAUUGAUCUGAUCACCGCAUGAGCUGAGCAGAUGGACUCUUGAUUUGAUGUCACUUCACAUUCUUGGGUGGCUCAAGCUUCUUAUUGUGGCCAAGUGGGUGACCUAAUUCCUCCAAUAUAAGUCUUUCCAAGUUUUUCGGUGGACUUACCUGACACACAGGUCCCCAGUGUCCUCCCGACUCCCUCUUUUGUUGCCUUCUGUAUACACACUGUUACUCCUUCAAAGCACCUCUAUCCUCUAGCACCGUCCUUAAGGCUACGAUACAGGGUCAACACUUUAAAGCAAUUCAUGUAAUUAGGUGAAUUCAGAAUUAAUUACAUGUGUUCAGCCGGUACUCCUUGCCCUUUUCAAGGCAGUGUUACACAACUCUAGCAGGGACAGAGUUACCCAAAUAUAAUGAUCUUGAUUCCCCACACUAGGGAAAACAUGGAAAAGAAGAUAAAUAUAAUUUGACUACUGGGGGAAAAUAUAAGGUUUGCUUUGUUUAUCUUAACCUGCAGGUAAUGUGUUCACUUUUAAAUGAUAAUACCAGUGUUUUCUGAAGUUUGUGCCCAUCAUCCAAGUUCCUCUUCAUUAUCUACAGCACUCCUGGUUUGUCAGCAGACUUUGAAAAGAGUGAGGUAAUCCAUGAAACCGAACCUUUGUUUCCGUACUGGCAUUCUUUCAUUUUACUACAGAUGAGUGGUUUCAUAUCAGUGCUCUGCUUUUUAUCAGUCACCUGACGUUCACAAGAAAAAAAAUACUCGGAAGUCAUCUACCAGGAAAAAAAACAUCUCAAAAACAUACUGCCUUAAUUUAAGUGUCACAUUUCUUCUUAUCACAUACAGCACGCAUGGAAAAAUGUUUGAUGGAAGUGGUAAAUGGGUUAUAACUCUGAAUGACACUGGUAUUAUCCUUCAGAGUUUAAGGUGUUUAAGUGUCUUGCAAGAUAAAUCAAGUGCAGUCUAGGUAUCUCAAAAAAUUGUAAAUACAUUCAUAGAUGCCCAGAUGAGGAUUGACCCUAAAGUCAUGUGCCUGACCCUGAUAAGUCUCCCGUUUUUCAACCCCUACUCUGGGUAGCUCCAUGUUCCCAUGCCAACCUGCCUACACAUACUGUAGAGAAGAUGAACUGUGUAGGUCUAAGCUUCAUAGUGUGUAACCACUCUGCCAGAACAACAGGGGUGCAGUGCUGUAUGCCCUGACCUGCUGCUCUGGAAGCAAAGCCAUAUAUCUAAAAUAUUGGAUUAAACAUUGAAAUAAUCUGGUGUGAGAAUACCCAAAAGGUUAAGUAAUCUAAUCCUGAAAUAUUACAAUAUAUGGCUUUGCCUUGAACUUGUUGAUUUUUGGAGAACGGCUCCAAAACAACAUCCAAUCAGAGAACGGGACGGGGGCUGAGCGUCCCGUGCCCAGGCCUGUGUCUCUGGAACCAAAGCCAUAUAUCUAAAGCUGUUUAGAUACGUCGCUUUGGGAGCUCUGUUACUGUUGGACUCACGGACAGUGUACCACAAAUACUACUACCACCACUACGCACAUUAAACAUUACACUCACUGCUAGCUGGCCCUCUUCGCCUCAACAAUGUAGCAUUUAAAAAAAAAAAAAAAAAAAGUGUUCUUGAUACAUUUUGGAGCUUCGUGUCUGUGUGUUUCUGGAUCAGACACAGGCGUCUGAGCGUUUCAGUGCUAUAGAAACAGUAAAAAAAACGACAAAAAAAAGAUUUCUUUUUCACGCAGUUGUAUGUUGCUACAUGUGUAGCUGAUACUAAAAAUGUAACAAUAUUGAUGCACUAAUUGUUUUCUCUAUGGGAGAGGCAGACAUGUAUUUUCUCUCUCCUUGCCACUCUCUUUCUUUUACUCUGAAAUGCUGUUAACUAACAUUUGAUUAUGUUGUCAUUUAAAAAAAAAAAACAUUUAUUUUGAAUUAUAUUAUUGUUGUAGCUUUUCUUUUUUCUUUUCUUUUUUUUUUUUUUUAGCAUUUUGAUUACCCAGUUGCAACAGUGUAUGUCAUGUUCUGACGGGCAUUCAGAUAUAUUUCUCCUCCGCUUGGUGUGACACGACGACCUCACUGGGAUGUAAGAUAUGCAUACUCCAUACUCUACUUGAAAUCUGUCUACUUCGUUGUACUUGAUUUAAAGGAGAAAGAAACUAUGUACUAUUUCCGCUCCUUCUGAAUUCCAUGUUCCUACAAUAAUAAUAAAAAAUAUAUAUAAUAAAAAAAAAAGCACCACCAAAAACUCACUGACGUUCAAAAGAUGAUUUCGCUGUGAAGUGUUUGGCGUUGAGUUGAACAGGCGCCGUGAGAGCAGCACAUGUCUCCUCGCCAAGCCAGUCCAAGCUACUCUGGUGCUAGACGUGAACACCCACCGGUUUGGCCUGAAACUGGGGCGCUCGACCCCGGACUAUUAGCUAUUUAAAGUAUUCCAGACUGAGUGAAGAGUGAAGAUUGCACUGCUGCGGACUGGUGAUGGGGAUGUUGAUGAGGAUGAGGAUGAUGAUGAAAUGAAAUGAAAUGAAAGAUGAGGACUGUGACUCUGAUGUGUGAGCUUGCUGUCCACAUCACUGUGGAGACCAGCAGGGGUGUGAGCGUGUGGAGGUGAUGCUGGAGGGAGAGUGGUUGAGGUUUGAAAUGCACAUGUCGGCGGAUGAUUUAAUCAAACUUCACACGUGUAAUCAGUAUGUUUACUACUAUGUAACCUCUUAAAAUCAACCAAUUAAAGCUCAGAACAUUUGUCAUAA